Molecule: messenger RNA, 270 nt
Organism: Mesocestoides corti
Lineage: Eukaryota; Metazoa; Platyhelminthes; Cestoda; Cyclophyllidea; Mesocestoididae
Source: the annotation of a GenBank genome assembly
AUGACUCUGAACUCAGACACGAAUUCGAUAACAUCGAAAUUGGACCUGCAAGUCGCCUCCACUUCCGCUGUUGCUGAGUCCAAUCAGAACCAAAUCUGUCAAAUGCUCCAACAGCAAGCCAAUGAAUUAGAGAUUAGUCUGGAGGAACUCAUUCCAUGGAUGUGCGCUAGCGCUGACAACACCAACAUGUUUGUCCUGUAUCGUGCGAUCUGGGCUUGUCUGAGAGCCACCAGUCUUGUGAGGUGUCUGCCAAGAACUCCAAAUGAUUAA